This is a messenger RNA of Branchiostoma floridae (Florida lancelet), 4534 nucleotides long. RefSeq lists its product as uncharacterized. Gene Ontology annotation, cellular component: nucleus. Gene Ontology annotation, molecular function: zinc ion binding. Lineage: Eukaryota; Metazoa; Chordata; Leptocardii; Amphioxiformes; Branchiostomatidae. The record is from RefSeq and is a predicted model, not a curated record. The transcript is spliced from 5 exons. The coding region runs from base 333 to 3719 and encodes 1128 amino acids.
GACCUGUUUCAAAUAUAUUUUCAAAGGGAAUGCCGCCGCUGUUGUUCGUUUUGCUCACAGGACAUCAUGCAACAUUUUUUGUGUGAAUCUAUGUCAGAAGCAUAUUCUCUGUGACGUACUCGACUAUCAGCAUUCCGCUUUGGAAUAUUUUUUGGUCAGCUACCGUAUACAUUGUGACAUUUUCCGGCCAGGUUGGUCCGGCACACUUGUUUUUGUGUCUUACGUCAUAUGCAAAUGAAUGGGGUUUCCCAAACCGCGGGUCCCACAGACGGCAGUAUAGCGGGGGAGAUUGUCGGCAUUUGACGGAUCAGAGGCUGGGAUCUAAUAAGUUUAUGGUCGAAAUUCGGCACAAUCAUGAGAAAGGGAGAACUUCAAAGGAAAAAUCUCUACAAGAACAGAGUACAGACAGCCAUGACUGUCAGUGUGCGAGGGUCUUGGGGCAGGGAAACAUGCCGCGACAGAAGCGGUCUUCCCUGCCAGGCAUCAAUGACUUUUGUAGGCUGUGUGCCCGUAACCUAGUGAUUCUCGGAGUCAGACGACGAUCCCAAAACUUGUUCAAGUUAACCGCCAACAGUAAGCCGGGAACAGUCCUCAUUGCAACAAGACUUGAGAAGUUGCUUGGGACAGCGCCAGAGAAGAGGUCGGACCUCUCGGAGACCAUCUGUCAGUUUUGUAUUCGGAAGCUUGCGAACUAUGAGCAAACUGUUGACAAAAUAGGAGAGUGGAGACGCAACAUCGGUACAAGAACGUGUGACAGGACCCCCAAGACUACCCCCAAGAGGACCCCUACUCGCAAGAGCCCUGCCCCUGGACAAGGAAAAACUCCAGAAAACGCCGCUCGCAAGCGAGAGUUGAAGUUCACACCUGGGAAGUCGCCGGCCCAGAAACAGGCAAGGUCAGCACAACAGAGCGAACAGGAAAGUGAGAAUGUCGACCCCCUACAAAACAAGAGCGCCGAAACAACAGUUGAGGUGCAAGUACAGUUCCCAUCGGACAAACACCCAAGGCUCAAGAGGUUGGAUGGGGAGCUGAAGUCGACAGUGCAGCAAUUAGCGGAAGGGAGGUGGGCUGCUGCUGCAAACAGCCUGCUUAAGCACAAGGACAUGACUGCAGCCUUACAGGUGAAAGUCUCGGAAAGUAUUAAACGCGAGUGCAAUGCAAUGGCUGCCGGCUCCAUCCUGGGCAAAACGACCCCUGAAGACCUACAAAAGUUCAGGAUGGGCGACUUCGGCAUGGAACUGGAGGCAAGGGCACCAUGGUUGAACUCCUGCCUCCAUGGCGCUUGUGGGGAGGCCGAGACCAGUCAGGCCGGGCUCAUUGCAAAGUGCACUGCAGCAUCAGUAUGCCUUCGAGUGAAACAUCAAAAUCUGUCUGCGAUUCAGUACCGCAACAGCAUUGCACUUUUGCACGGGGGGGCCAAAAAAGUUGCAUUUGCUAGAUUUAACAAGCAACAGAUUUGCAUGUCACACCGUAUGAGCUUACAGAAGCAGAGGGAGUUUGGAGCAUUCAAGGAUGUAGCAGUGCUUGGUUGGAAGAACACUCUUGAAGUACAGAAGGAGAGCGUUUCACUUCUCAAGUCCCUCCAUGAAGAAGUCGUAGAGCAGGAAAGGGUGCAGUGCAAGGCUGGCCUGGACACUUCAGGAAACAGUACAAUCAGCUCUGCUGACUUGCAGGCUCUGGACUUCAGCUUUAAGAGCUAUGAUGUUGUCGUCCCACCCCCACCCAGCCUGGAAACUGAAGAUGACAGUGACUUUGACCUUCUGGGAGUGAAACCACUCGAUGAACCAGCGUCACCUGCAAAUUCUUCUGCCAUAGACAUCUCUGCUAUGUUGGCCAACAUUAAGGGAUACAGGGAAGAGACAUAUAAAGUUGCCGAACGAGCCAUUCACAGCGUUGCUGCUACACCAGACAGCAGACCACAGGACAUAGUUCGCCAAGCAAUAUGCUUCAUCAUCGAGACCCCCCUCGGGACUUUCCAGAUUAUUUUCGACAACGUUGAUUUCUACGUCACACCUCACCAUCAGUCCACAGAGAACCGCCCUGAAUCGGUGCACUGGGUACACCAGUAUGCUGCUAAGGAUCGCGUAGUGACAAACCUCCCAAGCGAUGAGCCACUGAAAAGACUGAAAGAUCUAAACUUGGAAGACAUACUGCCAACCUAUGAAGUCCAGCAGCUGCUUCGGAAGGACUACAUAAUCUAUGUCGUCAGGGUGCUGGUGUGGUACCUGGAGGCUUUCAGAGACUUCAAGAAGAAUGCGGUCUGGCACAUCCCACACGAAUUCUCUGCAGAGAUGGAGCAGCAAAGUGAACAGUGCUGGUUAGGCCUACAAUUCAAAAACGAGAACUACAACAAGGACAUGGCCGACAUCAUGCGCAAGAUACAAGCCGACUACGUUCCCGCCAACGUAGAUGAAGAUGGGGCCAUCACAGACCUCAUCCACCCUAUCCUGUUGGGAGGGGACUUGCUGUCUGAGGAGAGGGCAGCGAACAUCCAAGCAGCAUUCAAGUCCUUAGACACACCAGAAGAGCGCCUGGAUGGAAUGAUACCAAAGAAUGAGGUCUGGCAUGCUGGAAAGAACCUACUUGAGAUCUACAAUGGCAAGUACUUCAAGCCGACAGCUGGAGCAGACAAAGCAUCACUGUGCGCCAACAUGAACGUCAUCCAGGCCACAAACGCAAAGAAGGGGCCACACAUCGCUUACAACCACUACAUGGAGCUCUUCAUGAAAGACCUGCACGCCUCCAUCAUCUAUGCAGCGAAGAAGAUAUUCCAUCUCCCAAGUAUUGAUGCUCCGCCCGAAUCCAUCGUGCCAGACAUGAUCCUGAGUGGAGAUCAGCACACCAAGAGUGACUGGAUUCACAGCAGGGCAGCGGAGAUCGUAGACCUUGUAUUUGCAGAGGACCUUGAUGUCGUGCAAGGUAUGUCCCUGCAGAAGCCCACCGAGUUUAAGUGCAGGGCAGAAGGGUGUAACCGAGUGUACGUAAGGCCUAAGCCAAGAGUAACUCACGAGUUGAAAAAGCACAACCUCGUUGUGAGUGAGACAGAGAGCUCACCCUCCACACACAUGAAGGAAGACCAUAUUCGAAACUAUCACAUUAGCAAGCUAGGAAUGGCACUCCUCAUUAACAACAUACAUGAUGCCACAAGGGAAGGAGAUGGGGAGAGGCUGUCUCGGUGCUUCAAGAUGGCUCUCCUCUUCUACAGGUGUCAUGGGCACACAAAGUAUGCCCAUGGCACCCUCCUUCACUUUGCAAGGAGCCAAGCCUUGCUGCCACCAAGCCUGGCACACUCUCUGGUGUGGAACAGGUUUGUGAAUGAUAAGGGGGGGAAGGGAAAUAAUGUGCCCCUGGACCUUAACCUAGAAUUCAAGAACAACUUGCUUAAGCAAUUCCUGAAGCACUUGGGGCCAAACCUGAACGAGAGUAAUGCAGCCAGAGUUGCUAACUCAAUUGGGGAGAUGGCAAAAUUGCUCCAGAGUAUUGACACAGAGUUAGGUGUUAGGCGAGGAAGUGGGUAUCACCACAAGCCAGAUGACACUGCUGACAUCCAGAGGCUUGUUGUUCAGUAUGAACAGGCCAAUGUGUUAGACUUCCAACCAGGCAGAGAGUACAAUUCUUUUCCUGGUAUGGACAGGAACCCCAUCUCCAAAUUGAAUAUGGAUAAGAUGCUCGAUUGGAUGAGGAAUAAACUCAAAUACUGGGAGGCACUGCACGAAUAGUUAAUAGCAUUUCAUUGUGUAAAUAUCAUUUUAUACAGUAUUGUAUUGUAAUGCGCAAACAUUCUUGUCUACAAUGGUCAGAUGUGCUUACCCCUAGAUGUUGACUGUCUAAAUAGCAGAACGCCAUGUGUCUCGCCUGUAGGGUCAGAAGGUUUUAUCUUGUCAAAACAUCUGUUAAAUAGCUGUAGAUUUAGUCUUCCAUGGUCAUUGUGAUGAUUUUGAUAAGUCACUUAUCUUCAGACAUUAUCUGAAUGUUGCCUUACCAUUGUAGAACAUCUCACAUUGUCCUAGAUGCUAUGUACUCUUUGAUAAUGUAACAAGUUUCAUAGCUAAUGUUUGAGAUUGAUCCGUGAUCCUUUCUCUGUUGCUUAAUGACAGAACUUGUACUACCCCAUGAUAUGUGACUCUUAGUGUGUACAGAUUGUAUACAUGUAAUAUAUUCCAUGGCCAUUGUGAUGAUUUUGAUAAGUCACUUAUCUUCAGACAUUCUCUGAAUGUUGCCUUACCAUUGUAGAACAUCUCACAUUGUCCUAGAUGCUAUGUACUCUUUGAUAAUGUAACAAGUUUCAAAGCUAAUGUUUGAGAUUGAUCCGUGAUCCUUUCUCUGUUGCUUAAUGUCAGAACUUGUACUACCCCAUGAUAUGUGACUCUUAGCGUGUACAGAUUGUAUACAUGUAAUAUAUGAUGUAAAUUUGUAACCAUCAUUGUUUCAUAGCUAGUGAUUUCAGUGAUUGUAUUUAAUAUUAAUAGGUACCUUUCCUCCAAGGGCUAGCCCUUGACAAUAGCCCCAGGCUAGUUGGGCAACACUGGCUGUU